Molecule: messenger RNA, 490 nt
Organism: Drosophila kikkawai
Lineage: Eukaryota; Metazoa; Arthropoda; Insecta; Diptera; Drosophilidae
Product: prisilkin-39
Source: RefSeq, a predicted model, not a curated record
GUCAGCGUCCACUCGGUGCAUAUAUCAGUCAAAAGCAGAAUCCGAAUUCCUAUCUAGGACCAAACAGAACUUGUUAGAAAUAUUCUAAAAAUGAACUCACUCACCAUUCUCGCCAUCUUCGCCGCCUCCCUGGCCUUCUGCGCCGGCGAUGUGUCCCACUUGUCGCGCACCUACCUGCCUCCCGUGAGCGGCGGCUAUGGUGGCUACUCCUCCGGAUACUCCUCGUAUCCGUCGUACUCCAGUGGAGCUGGUUACUAUUCGGGCGGUCUUGGUGGCAGCUAUGCAUCGCCGGUGAUCUCGUCCAGCUACCGUAGCUAUGCGGUGCCGCAGUACACAUCGUAUGCCGCACCCUCGAGCACCUACUUGCCGGCAAAUACGGGCUACUCCGGCUACUCUGGAUACUCGGGCUACUCCGGUCUGGACACCAAGUACGGCAGCAAUGGUGGUUAUGUCUACUAAGAGGGGGAAGACACCUCCCAGCAACAAUGGA